CACACAGUAGAGCGUCUUUUCUCGAGAACAAGUCUGCAGUCGUUUUACACGCACACAAGUCGUGCAAUACAACCGAGUCGCGUUGAACCCAACAUACGAUCGUCAUAGGAUACGUCAACGGUCGUACCGUUGAUAUCGCACGACAGAGCUGGAUAGCUCAAGAGCACAAGUAUAUUGGCGGAGCGUCGUAGCUGGCAGGCGAGUUCCGGUAAACGACGACAUUUUUUACUUCCACCGGUUUGUUUUUCGUCGUUUGCGCUCGAGUCCCUAGCGAUUCUGUUGCACGCGUUUUCGGAUCGAAACGCUUUAUCCGAACACUUCCUUCCGUUCCGUCGUCCGCGGGCGGGUGCACCGCGACCAUGCAGGAAGAUUCGUCCGAUUCGAACGGCGAGGGCGGCUGUUCACCGACUCCCAACGAAUACGCGUCCAACACGACCAAGCGACAAGUGUACUUGGAAUUUUCCGAGUUCAGUCCGGCGCAGAUACGAAAGAUCGAAGACAUUUUCAACCAGUAUGAUGCAAACAAAGAUGGAUACCUAUGUCGAAAUGAAUUGAAACGAAUGAUGAUCAAACGUCGAGUUCCAUGGACUGAAAACUCAUUAAAUCAACUGAUUGAUGAUGUAGAUAAAGACAAAGACGGAAAAUUGACUUUUAGAGAAUUUGUUAUGACUAAUCGUAAAACUUUGGAAUACUGUCAGCGUGCAUUGGCCAGACAAGAAAAAGUUGACUUUAACAAAGUUGGUAUAAAAGGCGUUAGAGACUUCUUUGAGGCAAAGGCUAAAUAUUCCAAAUAAGCAGUGCUGCAGUUUUAGAAAGAUGUAUUGAAGGAAAAGUCCAAUCUACCAGUGUCCAGUAAUAAUAUAUAAUAAU
This is a messenger RNA of Melanaphis sacchari, 870 nucleotides long. RefSeq names its product EF-hand domain-containing protein D2-like. The record is from RefSeq and is a predicted model, not a curated record. The transcript has 4 exons. Lineage: Eukaryota; Metazoa; Arthropoda; Insecta; Hemiptera; Aphididae. The coding region runs from base 360 to 794 and encodes 144 amino acids. Gene Ontology annotation, molecular function: calcium ion binding.